AUGAAAUAUGAGAAAAAAAAUUGGAACAACGAUAAGGGGAAAAAAAGACGUUCGAAAUUUCCAAACGAUGAAAGCUACGGCGGGGGGAAAAGCAGGAGGUAUGGUAAACAUGACGAGGGAGGAGGAAAAGGAGGAGGAGGGGGGUUUAACAACAAGUGGUAUCGCCAGGAAAAGCGCCGUAGUGCGCCAAUGCACAGUGACAUCGAACAGGGCGACGAUUUGAAUUCAGAGAGACCCACUUACAAAUCCGCUUCGUCCAAUUUUAAGAGCAGUAACUAUGAAGUGAAAAAUAAAGUGCCAGAUAAAUGGGGCCAUCGAAAUAGCCAGUAUAUGCCACCCUCAUAUAAAAAGGGGGCGAUGAAUCAAAACGCGAACGUCCCAGAUGGCAUGAAAAAUAAUCAUCCUCGUUAUCAAAAAAAGUACGUAAGAAAUGCUGGCGAAAGGGGAUCAAAAUUUAGUGCGUAUGGAAGUGGCGGUCACAACGUAAAUGUCAACUUUGAUGAAGAGAAACGCCCGCCGAACGAAGACAAUUACGACUACGCCGAUGAUUAUUACAACAGUGAUACAUACUAUGCGGAAGACGGCCACCACACGGGGGAUCAUUACGGGGAUAAUGGCGACUACCGUGGCAAUGGCGGUGACCAAUACGGCGAUCAGCGGAAGCACAGCCAGUACACUGAUAGUUACAGCAGGAACUACGACCACGGGAGCUACAACCUCGACAGUAAUGAUGGCAGCAUUCGACACGCGCGCAAAGACAACCAUGAAUACGAGGACAGCCAGGGUGAUAACUACGUUGACAGUUACGAUGAAAAUUAUGACGCGAAUUGCGGAGACCAUAACAGUAAUCGCGCCAGUGGGGAUUCCAGAGAGGCCAACAUAAACGAGGAGCUGAGUAACCUGCAUAGGAAUCUGCACAAUUUUCUUUUCUCCCCUGCAAAAGUGGCAGGCGAGAAAACCCUUAGCGAAACGAACACCACAUCGCAUAAGAAGGACUCUAAGGAAAGUUUGUUGAACCAGUUGACCAUUCUCCGGAACAUUCCGUUUAAUGUGAAGCAGUCGGACGGGGAAGGCGACGCUGGAGGUGGUAUUGGAGGCGGAAUUGAAGACGACACCCAAGGCGGCAUCCAAAGCGGCAGAGAUGAUGGACUUACUAACAACAAGGUCGAUGCCGACGUCAGCGACAGACGUAGCCUUGGCGCGCAGCAGAAGAAAAGGAGCCAGAGUAGCAAGACAGCCAUGAUACUGGACGAUUUGAAGAAGUGUCUCUAUGGCAGUAGAAGUCAGAAAUCGAAGAAGACACACCCCGCGGGGGACAAUAUGGGCAUCUUACGCCAACCGAACCGCGAUGAGGGAGAGUCUCAAACGGACAGGAGGUACCAUUCAAACAGCUACAUAGUCAAUGACGAUAGCCAUUUUAAUGUCAGCAGUGGUAUAGGCUACAAAACUGUUGAGGAAAGUGGGAUCAGAAGACGGAGUAGAAGCAGCAGUAGUAGAAUGCGAAGCAGUUUUUUUUCCCCACCAGGAAAUGUAGAACGGGGGAAGAUGAAGAAGAAGGAGAAGCAGGAAGAGGAAGAGGAGGAGGAUAGAAUUCGUAGCCGUUACAGAAACGACUCUAAUUAUUACAAUGCCGAGAUGGACAUCGAAUCGUCCAUAUCAAGCGACCAUAGCGAUGUCAUGGGUGUGUAUAAGAACGAAGUGAAGGAGGAGGAGGACAAUAUGAUAAGUUCGAGUGGAAAUAUAUUUCCCAGAAAUCAGAUAGCCGAAUCGUUGAGGGUGUUAAAUACGUUACAGGUAGACAUUGAAAGAGUCUGCUGUUACAUAAAACAUUUCAUAGAUCCUCCGGAGGAGCUGUUCCAAGUUAUGACGGAUGUUUUCGUGGACAAGUCAGUUGAAGUAAAUUCAAAAAUUGCCACCUUUUAUGUAUAUAAUCAUUUAAUACAAGAAUUGAGAAACAAUUUAAAAAACGAUUUGAUAAAAUAUUAUUCAAUCGCGGAGAGAGGGCUACACAUUUUUGUCGUCCCAGUACUCAGGUGUGUACUACAUGAGCAGGUCAACGUAGAGAUGAUUAACAAAUUUUAUCGAUGUGUAGCCAUAUGGAAUGAAAGAAAUGUUUAUAGCAAAAUAGUAUGUGAACAGCUAAAAUUGCUUCAGAAAAAUCCACAAAAAAAAAUUGAUUUUACAGUAAAAAAUGUAGCUAGCCAGCCUCAUAGUUUGCUAUCAAAUGAACUGUCCAAAUUUGUACCCAUCAAUUUUAUUUUAAAAAUGCCAAGUGUGAAUAAUGAACAUAGGAAAGCUCUGGAAGAUAAAACUCUCAGUGCGCUUUUUCAGGAUAUAUCAAAGGAUACUCUGAGGGGGUACGAUGAGGCGGAUGUUGAGGAAGCUUCCAAAAUGUCAGACAAGGUGAUGCGGAUGUACGGGCAGGAAUUAAUUUUAAUCAACUCUCAAAUCUUGGAGUUAUCCUCCUUGAUUUGUGAUAACAAUGACCAGUUGGUGAAGCUGCAGAGUGCGCUGGAGAAGCUACGGGAUUGA
Molecule: messenger RNA, 2532 nt
Organism: Plasmodium inui San Antonio 1
Lineage: Eukaryota; Apicomplexa; Aconoidasida; Haemosporida; Plasmodiidae
Exons: 1
Coding region: 1-2532 (843 amino acids)
Source: RefSeq, a predicted model, not a curated record